CCGUUCAUCUAGCCUUCCUGCAUGCCUAUUGAUCUCCAAACAUCUGGAACACGUCAUAUUUGUUUUUACAAGGCAACAAAAAAAAAAAAAGAGUGAAGAAGGGGGUGGGGGAGGCAUGCAGGCUCCGGAGGAGUGAGACAGCAUCAUCAUCAUCCUCAUCAUCAUCAUCUGCUGCUGCUGCUGGAGCACUUGACACCUCCACGAACGGCGGCGAGCGUGUCGUGCGCGAUCGCGGCUCUGCAGACACGCCAAGGCCGCUCCAUGGCACCCUGAAUCCCCCCUCCUCCUCCAACAAGACCUCCGCGCGGAUUUAAGAUUUAAUAGAGAAGGAUUCAACCCGAUUGAGACAUUUUACCAAAAAAGGGGGGGGGGGGGGGUUUAAGGGGAGAGGGGAGAAUAAAACAAGAGGUGUGCUGUUUAGGAUUUUUGGGUUCGAUUUUUUUUUCUUUUUUUUCCCGUGCUUGAGAGAUGGACUGGCAUGGCAUCACUCGGCUCGGAUUCCUUCUGCUCGCGCUGCGCGGAUUGCGGGGGCUGAGCGCCGCCUGCCCCGCCGCCUGCACCUGCACCGUGUCACGGAUCUCGUGCGUGGAUGGAGCGGCACCGAGCAUAGAGGAUUUUCCGCUGCUCACACUGGACGACAUGGAAAACAUCACCGACAUAUACAUCGCCAACCAAAACAGGCUGUUUGAGCUCAAUGACAACAGUCUGAGGCAUUACAUAAACCUCCGAAACCUAACAGUGACCAGGACCAGAUUAACGUCCAUAUCUCCGGAUGCCUUUUACAACAACACAAGACUACAAUUUGUGAAUUUGCGAGACAACAAUCUGUCGCAGCUGUCAUGGAGGACCUUUCAGAACUACAACAUCUCCUAUUCGCUCCUGCUAUCCGGAAAUCCUCUGGACUGCGUCUGUGAGAACCUCUGGAUCAAACUGCGGAGCCAGGAAGAACCCGACAGCCAAGAUCUGCAAUGCAAGGACGAAUACGGAGCAACAAAAGCCUUCGCCACGCUCACUCCACCUGACUGUGUUGUCCCUCAAGUAGAGGUCACCCCCACGAUGGUGACUGAGAUGCAGGGCGGUGAUGUCAAAGCAUUGUGCAGUGCCUUGGGAUCGCCAUCUCCCGAGAUUCUGUGGAACCUGGACAUAAUCUUCUCCCGCUUUGUGAUUGACGCCAUGGAGACAGAGAGCAGGCUCACCCUGUCUGACCUUUCACCCGAGGACAAUGGAAAGGUGAUUACAUGCACUGCAGAGAACAUGGUGGGUCAGACGGAGGCCACGCUGCAACUCAACAUCCUCUUCGCGCCCACCAUCCAGCAGCUGCUGGAACCGGAGAAGGACCACCACUGGUGCAUCCCCUUCAGCAUGACGGGCAACCCCAGGCCAGAGCUGAAGUGGUACUUUGAAAACGAGAUGCUGGAGGAGCAUGACUACAUCCGGACCACUUACCACAAGACCACCAAGAGCGAAUAUCACGGCUGCCUGCAACUGGUCAACCCUACGCACAUCCACAACGGCAUCUACCGGCUGGUGGCCAAGAACCAAUAUGGCCAUGACGAAAAGAUGGUGGCGGCGCAGUUCAUCGACCCACCGGACGACCACACAGGUGUGCCCAUAUUGCCAUACACCACUGACUCGCCGCUGCCACCAAUGGACGACAGCAUUGCUGUUUAUGUAGUGGUGGGAAUCGCCGGUGUGGCUUUGAUGGGCUGCGUUCUCAUGGUGAUCAUUCUUAAAUAUGGAAGGACCUCCAAAUUUGGAAUUAAAGGCUCCUCGUCGGUCAUCAGCAACGACGAUGACUCUGCCAGCCCCCUCCACCACGUCUCCAAUGGUAACAACACGCCAUCGUCCUCCGAGAUGGCACCAGACGCUGUCAUCAUUGGUAUGACCAAGAUCCCAGUCAUUGAAAAUCCGCAGUACUUCGGCAACACGGGCAGCAUGCUGAAACCAGACACGUUUGUGCAGCACAUCAAGAGACACAACAUCGUGCUGAAGCGUGAGCUGGGCGAGGGCGCCUUCGGCAAGGUCUUCCUGGCCGAGUGCUACAACCUGACACCAAGCCACGACAAGAUCCACGUGGCCGUCAAGACCCUGAAGGAGGCCAGCGAGAGUGGGCGUGCCGACUUCUACCGGGAAGCUGAGCUGCUAACCAACCUGCAGCACGAACAUAUCGUCACCUUUUAUGGCGUGUGCGUGGACAGCGACCCUCUCAUCAUGGUCUUUGAGUACAUGAAGCACGGAGACCUCAACAAGUUCCUCAGGUCCCACGGUCCAGACGCGGUGCUGAUGGCGGACGGGCAGCACAGCAUCCUGGUGGAGCUGACGCAGUCGCAAAUGCUGCACAUUGCGCAGCAGAUCGCAGCCGGCAUGGUCUAUCUGGCGUCACAGCACUUUGUGCACAGAGACCUGGCCACGAGGAACUGCCUGGUGGGCGAGAACCUGCUGGUCAAAAUCGGAGACUUUGGCAUGUCCAGAGACGUCUACAGCACCGACUAUUACAGAGUGGGUGGUCACACGAUGCUGCCUAUUCGUUGGAUGCCGCCAGAGAGCAUCAUGUACCGACGCUUUACCACCGAAAGCGACGUGUGGAGCCUGGGUGUGGUCCUCUGGGAGAUUUUCACCUAUGGCAAGCAACCCUGGUACCAGCUAUCCAACAACGAGGUGAUCGAAUGCAUCACACAGGGCCGUGUACUCCAGCGGCCGCGCGCCUGCCCCAAGGAGGUUUACGAUCUGAUGCUGGGCUGCUGGCAGAGGGAGCCCUACAUGAGGCUUAACAUCAAGGAGAUUCAUGCCAUGCUCCAGAGCCUCGCCAAGGCCUCCCCCGUCUACCUGGAUAUACUGGGCUGAGACCAUUGCUACUACGCCCUGCUCUACGGACCGUUUGUGUGUAUGCGCGUGUGUAUGUGCGUGUGUGGCAGGGGGAAGGCGUGGGGCCAUGUACAGAUAGCAGGCGUGUAAAUGUCCCCUGUAAAUGUUAACUGUCGUCAAUGCGUUGAGAAAAAAAGCCUUAAAUUCGGGAGUCAUUUUUGCUUUACGUUUCCUUGCCAUGCGCACAGUAGCAGGCAGAUUUCAACAGGGGGCGCUACAAUGUAUUCUGGGUGGCGAGAUAAACAUCCAAACACUCAGAGACUAAAUGCGAUUUUAUCUUGAUGCGUUAACAAAGAGAAACGUACACGUAAAUAGACCGAGCUUUCUCCUCACUGUUGUCAGUCUUCUUUAUUUGAAUAUUUUAAUUUUGUAUAAAAUUUCAAAGUGUUUCCAAUGAGGAAAAAAGUGCUUAUACUAAACAUGCUCUAUUUGAGCAAGGAGACUAUUUAGCAUCUGAUCCCCUUAACCCUCCUAUUUCUCCCAUCAAUGAUGUCAUAUUCUCUGUAAAUACGUUUCCACAGACUGGCCCUACAUAGAGUACAUAACGAUGACCGUGUGGUGUUUUCAAUGUUGUCAGGAGUGCUUUGAGCAGUUGUAUUAUUCCAUGUACUUCAAAAGCACACAGAUAUUGAGCUGUGUCUCUCGCCAGUCCCAAAAAAAAAAAAAAAAACCACGAAGAGCACAUCUCAUAUUUUUAGAGAUUUCAUUUUGAAUCCACCAGAGCAGCAUUGCCUUUUUUGUUUUGUGAAUCUAUGUUGUUCAGGUGUUAAGAGAAGUCCAAAUCUAUAUUGGAAAUAUAAUUAUUUAUUAAAUAUUUGCAUCUUCAUUUCUAUGAUGGCUUCAAAUUAUAUGAAAAUAAGUUGAGGGAGGGCUGUGCUAUGGGAUUUCAAAAUUUUGCCAAAAAUAUUGAUAAUGCGACAAUCGAUUUACUAGGACAACGUGAUAUCUACAGUUGCCGAUAUAUAUUUUAACCGAUAUCCCGAUAUUGUCCAACUCCAAAAAACUGAUACCAAUAUAGGCGGUCGUUGACUUAACAUAUUAAGGCUAAUUAUAUUGUGAUGGCCCACUGGACGCUUUAAAGGGAAUCUCGGACUUAAAGACUUAUAGGCUCUAAUAAGCCACAAUUGUUCUCUUUUACUAUAAUAUGUUAGUAGAAACACAUAAAAUAUUGCCAUUGAUUUAAAAAUCUAUAAUAUUUAUGACAUGUUUUGACCUACGGAGGGCGCAAUGUUUUAUGCGCGCAAUGGACGCUCAGGGUGAUGACGUAGAAUGUCACUGUCACUAAAUGAAGACUUUUACUCAAAUUCCUUCUACGCGGCAAAAUGUCCGACAUGCGGCAAGUACUUACUAUUUUUUGUUUUUAAUUGAGUCUUUUAUUAUCUUUUCAUUGCCUAAAAAUAAUUUUUGCAUGUCUUUCCCUCAUAUACUUUAAAGCAUUGCGUUUCCUUGUGGUAGCUUUAAAGUGCCUGUGAUUGCAUAAAAAAAUCUUAAAUAGCAUUAUUAUGUGAAUUAAAAUCAUAUUUGGAGACGAUUCGACUAUAUACAACAAUUUGGCAAAGCAAAGAUGAAGAGAAAUUAGUCUUUUAAUCUGCUGUUUAGCUCCGCCUGUCAUUUUAGCGCACUAGCGUCCCCAGCUGGCUGAUGACGUUUGCAGGGUCACGAUUUCAGCUGAUUUAGAAUUUAGCCCAUUGAGGGGGGAGAUUCAGAGCGAGGAAAAUAUGACAGAGAGCAGCAAAAUGUCACCUUUGUUUAAAUCUCUCUACUCCAAUGUUUUUACAGGAUAUUAAGAUCUAAGUAUUUUUCCCCAAUUGCUAAAUAAAUGGUAUGGUCAUGACAAAUAACAGUCUAGUGCUAAAUGGAAUAUAAAAUAUCAAAAAUACAUUUAUUCAGUACAACACGGCAAAAUUACUGCAUAAUGGUCAAAAAUGCCAACUUCUUGCACCUCCCUAGCGGUAUUUUAUGCCACCAGAAUUAGUCCGGCUUUUGUCAUUGUCUUGCCCCGGCUUCGGUGGCGGAGGAAAGAGCGUAAACAAAGCAGGAGGUGUGACAGCUAGCCGACAUGCUAACCCGAAUUGAGCGGCUUUUCCAAGUCUUUUUCUUGCCUUUCCAAAAAAAAAAAAAAAAAUCACACAAAACUGGCCCGACUCAUGUUGCAUAUGGCGGCGGGGUUGUCUUCACCGAUCGGCCAGCCCCCGGAGGCGAGUAAGUUACGACUCGUUGUUCUGCUCAGCCCCGGCGGGCAGGCAGAGAAGGGAGAGAGGGGAAUGAACGAAAAUAGCGCCUCAUUGGUGGACAAACCGGCCGACGUCAGAGCGGGGGGGCUGCUGGGGGCCAAGCCAAGGAAAGCGCUAUGUGGGCGGGAACAUGAAGAGAACCAAUGGGGGUGUGCGACAAGCCCCCAGUUGUUGGCCAUGCGGCCUUCUCGGCGGACAUGGAGUUUUGGCCCCCACGAAAUGCAAGCCACUUCCUUAUUAAAACUUGUGCCAUGAUCCCAGUGUCUGAUAUAAUACAAAACACGUAGUUUACUUCCUUGCCGGUCCAAUUGUCCCACAGUUGUCGGACUUGUUUUGGCCAUUCUCCGCGGUGAACAGGAACAUUUUGAAACCCAAAAAGGCUCACACGCCUCUCCUUGUUAAAACAACAAAAGCCUGCAGCACAUUGGGCUGGCGUGUUGCAAAAAAUAAACAAAUUAACCCGCAAAAUCGUCUGAAUCUGCAGUCCUUCUGCAUGUUAUAAAGUAAUAGCUGUAUUGUGAGAUAUUCUUCCUCAAUCCAGGAAGUCACUCAUUUUAAUGGCGAGGGAUUCAAAAAAUUAAAGAAAUCGAUCGCUUCCACACACAUCCAAGCGGUCCAGUUCAUUCAGGAGCAUUAAAUACCGCGUGAAAUAUUAAAUAAACUUGCUUUUUGCCGUCAUAGGCACUUUAAAGCAGAUUGUUGAUCUGUUGACCAGAUUAGUCACGUAGCAUAUUUAAACAACCCUUAUUUUAUAUUACUACGUUUAAGUAUUUUCUUAAGGCAUUUUUAGUAUGUUCUGUCUGUAUGCAUUUAAACAAAACAAGCUGAAAGUGCACGCUCAUUUUUUCCUACUCUCAUCUCAUCUCAUCCUGUCUUUCCUGUUCGUUUUGCUUUUGCUGCUCGUUUUGUGAAAUAUCGACAGUGCUGUCGCACUUAUUAAUGUUCCUCGCGGGUUCAAAUUGAAAGGGACAGAUGACAUGUUCAUGUCGCUAGCCCAGCAGCGUAACAAUGUGACGUCACCGCCCUGCGAUGUCAACAACAAUGGCGACAUACUAGUAAACUAGAAAACAUCAAGAGGGGUUUCAAUAUCAAAUUAUUUUAACUCAUAAAAAUGUAAUAAAAUAAUAAUAAUAAUAAUAAUAGUAAAUAAAAAUCUUUUAAGAACUACAAGCCUUUCUAUCCGUGGAUCCCUUUAAUAAUGACACUGCUCACAUAACAAAUCCCAAGCAUCUUAGUUUGGAGACAUCUAACGGUCUAUAAUGAUAACUGCUGUGCUAAGCUGUGACUAGCCUUUGUACAAAGGCAAAAGGCUUCUAUGUUCACUUUGAAGGCAACAAAUAUUGGCCACCCUAUAAUAUCGGGCAACUCUAGUCAUAGCCCAAUAUUUGAAUAUUAGUGAUCAACUGAUAACUCAGCAAUUUAACAUGCACUAUCACUGAUCAUUGAACAAUCAAUUGAACUUAUUGUUUUAAAUAUAUACAUAAUACUGCAUUAAAUCAGAGGCCCUUGAAUCGAAUUAAAAUUGAAUUGUGGCCUAUUUUGUAAUAUCGACAAAUAUAUCAUUGUCCAAAAAAAUCUAUCAUAUCGUAUCUUCGUGAAACUAGUGAUUUAUACCUCUAAUAAUAAUUCGGGAUUUUGAUACCAUGAUCAAGCAAUUUUGAGACAACGUGUGUGAUCGCACAAAUUUGCGAUAAAUCAUCAUUUAUUUUUCCCUUCAGUGAAGAUAUUAUAGUAUAGCGACAGUUCAUUUAUUGACAAGAAUGUGCAAUUUAACGUGGUUUUCAUCACUGCGGUAACGUGAUAUCGUAGGCAGGAUAGUGCAAUUGUAUCCUGAAUCUCUGUGUCUUGCCAACAGUAAAUUUAUAUGGGAACAAAAAAACCAAUUGAACAAAUUUGAACCUAAUUUCAACAAUGUUAUUGCUAGUUGGGUUUAGUACUUUAUUGCAACAUUUUGGUCAAGCUCCAUGGAUUUUUUUUUAUUUUUAUUUUUUAGGCUUAAACCAAAACAGAACGGAGCUGAAUGUUCUGUUCUGUUUUUUUGUGGAGUUAUGUUAAGCAGUCACUUCAAUAAGAAAAAUAUUGCAGAAUCACCUGUUUUUUUGUGUGUAUUUUUUUUUUUUUUUUUAUGUGUCCACUGUAGAUGAACCAGCUGCUGUCCACCCUGUACAGUUGGGAUAUUUGCAUACACGACUCAUAGGCUACUUUCCAAACUAGUAUACUCCAGCAGGUAUCACGUCUUCAGGGCCACUGGCAAUACAUACUCCAUGUAAAUACCAUUUGGAUUUUUUUUUUUGUGCUCAUGGGAAAAUAAUGCAGGUAAAAAUACAAUCCUUUUCACUUUAUUUUUCCUCCACUCGGAAUCUGUGGGCGCAGACAAGUUUGUUUUAAUGAUGUUUUUUGAGGGGAAAGGCCUCUGACUGACUGUAGCCUCUCGGGAUCCUCUUUCAGAUGAAUAACUGUGACUUUGCAUCAUGAAUAGUAUAUUAUUUUGAAUGUAAUCUAGAAGGCCGGGGUCCUCUUUUGAAUGUAAUCUAACAUGGGUUUUGGGGGGGUGUGGGGGGAUAAUAAUUGUUUUUGUAAAUAUGUGGUAAAAGGAACAAAAAAUACAUUUUCAUUCAUGUGCAGAUAAAUUUUACUUAUUGUGAAAAUACUAUAAAGAAUGUGAGUACGUGUGUGUCUGACAUGAUGUGUGUGCGUUGCCACGUACACUCGGAUGCAAGACGGUGUGCGUGCGAGGGUGUGUGGCAGAUUUAACCUUGCUUUAAUCAAUCAAUCAAACAAUCAAUCCAAUGCUUUGUGCAUCAUGUGAGUAGCUUAACCACAAUUAAUGGAGAUGUUCCUUGUGAUACUGUGCAUUUAAUAAAGGUGGUAUGUCUUACACUAUGUGC
This is a messenger RNA of Corythoichthys intestinalis (scribbled pipefish), 7987 nucleotides long. It is a transcript of the gene ntrk2b, whose product is annotated as neurotrophic tyrosine kinase, receptor, type 2b. Gene Ontology annotation, biological process: positive regulation of phosphatidylinositol 3-kinase/protein kinase B signal transduction; cellular response to brain-derived neurotrophic factor stimulus; positive regulation of neuron projection development. The record is from RefSeq and is a predicted model, not a curated record. The transcript has 17 exons. The coding region runs from base 469 to 2844 and encodes 791 amino acids. NCBI's taxonomy places the organism in Eukaryota, Metazoa, Chordata, Actinopteri, Syngnathiformes, Syngnathidae. Gene Ontology annotation, cellular component: axon; signaling receptor complex; plasma membrane. Gene Ontology annotation, molecular function: ATP binding; brain-derived neurotrophic factor receptor activity; brain-derived neurotrophic factor binding.